ACCAUGGAGAAGCUGUUGUGGUGUUUCCUGGUCUCAACCUGCUUCUCUCAAGCUUUUGGCCAGACAGAUAUGUAUAAGAAGGCCUUUGUGUUUCCCCAAGAGUCAGAUAAUUCCUAUGUGUCCCUGAAAGCACAAUUAACGAAGCCUCUCACAGCCUUCACUGUGUGCCUCCACAUCUACACCGAACUGACCAAGACCCGUGGGUACAGUAUCUUCUCUUAUGCCACCAAGACACAAGCAAACGAGAUCCUCAUAUUUUGGUCCAAGGACAGCAGAUAUUCUUUAACAGUGGGUGGGUCUGACGUACACUUCAGUGUUCCUGAAGUCACUGUGGCUCCAGUACACAUUUGCACAAGCUGGGAGUCGGCCUCAGGGAUUGUAGAGUUCUGGGUGGAUGGGAAGCCAAUGGUGAGGAAGAGUCUGCAGAAGGGAUAUUCCUUGGGGGCAGAGGCAAGCAUCAUCCUGGGGCAGGAACAGGAUUCUUUCGGUGGGGGCUUUGAAAAACACCAGUCUUUGGUGGGAGACAUUGGAAACGUGAACAUGUGGGAUUUUGUGCUGUCGCCAGAUAAGAUUAACACUGUCUAUCUUGGUGAGACCUUCACUCCUAAUGUCCUGAACUGGCGGGCGCUUACGUUUGAUGCACAUGGUGAAGUGUUCAUCAAGCCCCAGCUGUGGCCCUGAGGCUCAAUGGUGGGUCAU
Molecule: messenger RNA, 699 nt
Organism: Carlito syrichta (Philippine tarsier)
Lineage: Eukaryota; Metazoa; Chordata; Mammalia; Primates; Tarsiidae
Gene: CRP
Product: C-reactive protein
Exons: 2
Coding region: 4-681 (225 amino acids)
Biological process (GO): innate immune response
Molecular function (GO): complement component C1q complex binding; low-density lipoprotein particle binding
Source: RefSeq, a predicted model, not a curated record